Molecule: messenger RNA, 1190 nt
Organism: Durio zibethinus
Lineage: Eukaryota; Viridiplantae; Streptophyta; Magnoliopsida; Malvales; Malvaceae
Source: RefSeq, a predicted model, not a curated record
AUGAAUGUAGAUCAUGGAGGUAAUCUGGAAGAGCAGUGGGAAGCAAUUAAGGAACUUAUAGAAAUCAACUUCAGUUUUGAAUGGUAUCGAUUUAAGAUGGAGCUGAUUUUCAGAAACAAGAUAGAACCACUGUUCGCCUCCGCCGUCGAUCUCUCCGUGGCGAGAAAUAAUUUAUAUGUCUCCUCCGUCAUCGGCAUCAUCCUUCGCCUGCUUCCCCGUAAAAAUAUAGGGGGAAAUACAGUUCCACUACUCUUCGAGGGACAGCCAUCGGCCUUCUAUGCCCUGGUAAUAUCUGUUGUAUUUACUUUCACCGGUUCUUUCACGGCGUUGAUGAUAGGCGAUAGCUCCAAGACUUCAAGAUUCUGCACGCUUUAUUCCUUGGUCGCCAUGAUUUUAGCUUUAUCAAUUCUCGCGCAUGUCUUUUUAUCCUGAGUGCUUCUUAGGUUCCUUCUGCUUCUCUUCCAAGAUCCAAGCCUCUUCACCUGUCUCUGGCUUUGAGUCUUUGGAUCUGGUGAUUAUAGGAUCUAGCCUUGUUUUUCUUUUUAUCUUUUUUCCUUUUGAAUGAUGUAUCUGGUUAUUAUCGGCGAGUAAACCAACUCUAUGUUCUCUAGUUCUCCUGCAUAAAGCAAGAAAUUAUGUGUUGAAACUUUUGCAUAAUCUGUUUGUUAAAAAGCUUGGCAGAGCAAUUACUGUUUUUUUUUCUUAACAAAAUUUGUUAUGGCAAUUUGGUCCCUUUUUGUAGAAACCCUAAUUCUCAAAAUUCCCUCCUUAUAAUCAAUCUCUACGAAGUCAUCUCAAUUCUUACUAGAUAUUCACUCUCAAAUCUCAACAAUGGUGAAACUGAAAGAUUUUUUUUUAAUGGAUAAUAAAAUUAUUAUUUCAAUAUCUAAAUAAGAGGAAAAGCAUGCUACAACUAGUUGCUGCAGAUGAUUCGAACUUGUUUGAAUGCAUCCUUGCACGCAAGCUUGAUAGGAAGUGUUCAGAAAGAUUUCAGAAAGAUUUCCUCUUCAUAGUAGAGAUGAACCUCUUGAACUCAUGCUUUAUCUAUCAGUUUUUGAACUCUUAUUCAAGUAGCUUGAUUAUUUUGUCAAGUCGAACUUGAGUACAUAAAAUAAGAUUCAAAUCAAGCCUGAGUUAUGAGCUUUGUGAUCAAUCCAUGUUCCAACUUCUCACUCGCUCUCUCCAUGGUA